UCGUAUAGGAUAGAUCAUCGACCAAUUACUUGUCGCGGGCUGGUGACGUCUCCGGAGGCAUGGCAGCAGCUAGCGCUAGAGCCCUUGCUGCCGCGGUUUCAGCUCUGCUCGCGGCCGCUGUAUUACUCGCCUCCCCGUCGCCGGUCGCCGCGGAGGAGGGGUGCACGCAGCGGCCGGUUGUGUUCGCGUUCGGCGACUCCAACACAGACACGGGCGGCACCGCGGCGGCGCUUGGGAGCUACCUCCCGCUCCCGGAGGGCCGCACCCAUUUCCGCCGCUCCACCGGACGGCUCUGCGACGGCCGCCUCGUCAUCGACUACCUCUGUGAGAGCCUGAACAUGAGCUACCUCAGCCCGUACAUGGAGGCGCUGGGCUCCGACUUCGGCGACGGCGCCAACUUCGCCAUCGCCGGCUCGGGCACCCUGCCGCGUGACAGGCCCUUUGCUCUCCACGUCCAGGUGCAGCAGUUCACCCACUUCAAGCAGCGCUCCCUCCAGCUCAUCGCCCAUGGCGAGAAGGCACCGGUGGACGCGGAGGGUUUCCGGAACGCGCUGUACCUCAUCGACAUAGGGCAGAACGACCUCUCCGCCGCCUUCUCCAUCGGGCUGACCUACGAUCACGUGGUCCAUCACAGGAUCCCGUCCAUGCUAUAUGAGAUACAGGAUGCUAUCGUGACUCUGUUCUACGAUGGAGCCAAGAACUUCUGGGUCCAUGGCACCGGUCCGCUAGGCUGCCUGCCGCAGAAGCUCGCCGAGCUCAGGAACGACGCCGAUGGCGAUCUCGACGACAGCGGCUGCCUCAGAACGCUCAACAACGCUUCCCACGAGUUGAACAACCAGCUCAGCUCCGUCUGCCACAAGCUCACGUCGCAGCUCAAGGGCGCCACCAUCGUGUACACCGACGUCCUGUCCAUCAAGUACGACCUCAUCGCCAACCACAGCGGCUACGGGUUUGAGGAGCCGCUGAUGGCGUGCUGCGGCUACGGCGGGCCGCCUUACAACUACAACGUCAACGUGAGCUGCCUCGACCCCGGCUACCGGGUGUGCGAGGACGGCGCCAAGUUCGUCAGCUGGGACGGAGUGCACUACACCGACGCCGCGAACGCCGUCGUCGCGGCCAAGAUUCUCUCCGCGGAGUUCUCCACUCCCAGUGUGCCCUUCGGCUACUUCUGCAAGACAUGAUGGAUGCUAUGCGUACCAUUAGAUCGAAUCAGACAUAUACGAGCCGCAGAUUUGGUGAUUUGAGUUUGAAGGGCUCCGUGCGUUGUAAUAGUUGAGACGCAUAGCCUAGGGCCUAUAAUCCUAUACCUAUACGAAGACUAACGUAAAUCUCUUACGUAACCUUCCAUAUCAAUACUUCUCUCCCCCUGAUUUUAAGUGGGGUGGGGCCCGCCUUCUCUCUAACCCCAGUCAUAACCUGCCAGCUGUCUAAUUACAUAACAAUUACGUUAAACCAUUCGUAGGUGUAGCAUUGACCGCCUAGGGCAGUUGCAGUUGGCAAUGAAUCGACCUAGCUAGCAUUAAUAACAACACAUGGACGUUGAAAUGUGUUUCCAAAAAAUAUUACUUUCACAGUUUCGAAGGUAUUAAUAGAUGACAUUUUAGGCCCUAGCAUGGUCUCUAA
Molecule: messenger RNA, 1623 nt
Organism: Triticum aestivum (bread wheat)
Lineage: Eukaryota; Viridiplantae; Streptophyta; Magnoliopsida; Poales; Poaceae
Product: GDSL esterase/lipase At1g09390
Exons: 5
Coding region: 60-1181 (373 amino acids)
Molecular function (GO): hydrolase activity, acting on ester bonds
Source: RefSeq, a predicted model, not a curated record